Postia placenta MAD-698-R-SB12 is the source of this 1245-nucleotide messenger RNA. RefSeq lists its product as hypothetical. Bases 95 to 1132 code for a protein of 345 amino acids. The transcript is spliced from 9 exons. The record is from RefSeq and is a predicted model, not a curated record. Gene Ontology annotation, molecular function: protein binding. Lineage: Eukaryota; Fungi; Basidiomycota; Agaricomycetes; Polyporales; Adustoporiaceae.
GUUCCGUCUUGAGCUUGUCCCUCAAUCACCAUCGCUAUCCACGAAAUAGACUCGUAUAACCAACCACACCAUCGUCUUUGAACAUCGCGUCAACAUGUCCGACAAGGAUGUCCUGCUCCAGAUGGGUUUCGACCCCGCUCGCGUCGAAUGGGCAAUCAAGGCGACCGGAGGACGCGGCCUGCAGCCCGCCAUGGACCAUAUCCUCGAGAACGAGGGCAAGCCCGUGCCUGAUCUCUCGUCCGUGUCGUCGUCCAGCGCGUCGAGCGGGCCGGGCGCAGAGAGCACGGGCCAGGCGAUCGAUGAAAACGACGAGGAUAUGGAGGCACUGAAGGCAGUCUAUGGGUCCGCCGGCGCAGGCGCCGCUGCAGUUGCUGAUGUCGAAGCCAAGAGCAUCAAGUGUUCUGUGUGUGGCAAAAUCUUCAAGAACACCGCACUGGCAAACUAUCACGCCGAGAAAAGCGGGCACGAUCAGUUCGAGGAGUCGACCGAGGAGAUCAAGCCAUUGACGGAAGAAGAGAAGAAGCAGAAGCUUGCUGAGCUGCGAGAGAAGAUGUCAGAGAAGCGGGCCGUGAAGGCACAGCAGGAGGCCCGAGAGAAUCUUGCAAACGAAACCAUCCGGAGGAAGGCUGGGAAGGACAUGAACGAACUCCGUGAAGAGAUUCGGGCCAAGGAGAUGAAGAAGGAAGCAGAGGCGAAACGACGCGAGAAAGUGGAAGACGCAAAGGCGCGCGCAGCCAUCAAGGCGCAGAUCGAAGCCGACAAGCGUGAGCGCGCCGCAAAGGCCGCCCGCGAGAAGGCGCUGCGCGAGGGGAAGCCACUACCAGGCAGCUCCACGCCCAGCACCGCCGCGGCGCCUGCAGUGGCGGCACCGAAGGCAGCUUCAAAGGACUACGCGGAGACGCGCCUUCAGAUCCGCAUGGCAAGCGGUGGCCAGCCGUACACGACUACGCUGCCCAGCGACUCGACGUUGCGUGCGGUGGCCGAGUUUCUAGCAGGGCAGACGCUGGCGGUGGACGUAGAGACCGUAACCUUUGCUCAGCACUUCCCGAGGAAAACGUUCACUCGCGACGACUUCUCACGCACACUACGCGAUCUGGGGCUGACACCAUCAGCGGUGUUGAUUGCGUCGUAGUCGGGCGUCUAAGCGCACCUUGUCGAUCGUGUUGUAGUCAGAGGUCGCACGAGAGUGUAUCUGUACGCUGUACUGCUAUGUAACCACGCAACAGAGUUCUCUGUCAAAUCCAA